Molecule: messenger RNA, 635 nt
Organism: Drosophila guanche
Lineage: Eukaryota; Metazoa; Arthropoda; Insecta; Diptera; Drosophilidae
Exons: 2
Coding region: 51-608 (185 amino acids)
Source: RefSeq, a predicted model, not a curated record
UCAAAACUAAAUCAUUUCAGACGCCAGGCAAAGCUGCUUUAAACGAGAUCAUGAAAGUGCAACACUUCUUCAGAGUCCUCAUGCUCGUCUUUCUGGCCCUGUCCUGGAGCACCAGCGAAGCGCGCAGGCACCGGAUUCGGGUGCGCCACAGACACCGACAUCGGAUACCAAAAUUCAUGAAAUCCAAACCCGCACCCAUGUGGCCCACUUGCAUGGCCGUGGAGCGCGGGCCCCUAGUGCCCCUGGUCAAGUCUGCCAUCAUGGGACAAAUGAGCAAGAAGCUGCUAGCGAAGUGCGGCUAUGAGGAGGAGCUCUCCGAGCUGGAGGUGUGGCGGGAGACAAUGCACAACAAGUUGGACAACGACAUGGUCGUGGACGUCAUUGCGUGGCUCUACGAGGAGGUGCAGAUUCUUCUUAAUGCGCCGGAGGUCCCGCAGGCUGGUCAGGCUGGCCAUGGGCAGAACUCCGCACACCCAGCCGAGAUUCACCCUGACAGCGAAGGUCCGACAGCGCCCGAAAGUUGUCACGACUUCAGGCUAUAUGUGCAGGUCGUGGACGAUGAGGUUGACCUUAAUGAUGCCGAUUGGUCCUAUAAGAAGUUCGAAUAAAAUAAUUAAAGCACUAGGUAAUGGAAA